AAUUAUCUUCAACGUGGUCGAUCAAUUCGCAAGGCACGAGGGUGUUGAGUGCCUGAUCACCUAUUGCUGCCUCUCGGGAAAUGCUUGCUACGUCAUUGAUCGUAUCGAGGUGGAGGUCUGCUAUUAAGAAUACCCGCCUUCUAUUUUGAUUUUUGACAUGGGAUAACUGUUGGACAAAAGGAGAAACAAAAGCGUCAGUAGUGGUCACCUUAAGCAUGGUCGGCAAACCACAAGGGGGCUCUGCUGUCAAUGUAACCAAUGUGGCCGGUAAUGGUGACGCAAUGAGCGCUGGAUCUAACUGCGACAACAAUACCGUGGCAAAUGAGAAGAUGAAAGUCGUCGUGCGUGUGAGACCUCUCCAAGCGCGAGAAGAACCAUGGCCAAAAGCUGCAGAAGACAUUCGUGGGACGGAAGGGAACUCCACCGCGACUAUAACCGUCCAGGUGAUAUGCGGUGCUAAACGGUACUGCUCCAAGUUAGCUCUGAUCCUUGUGGAUAAUCUGGAUGACAGCAAAGCGAGGUGGUUUGGGAGAAGAAUGGACAGCUAAAGAUCUUGAAAGCUGACGCCGUGUUUACCCAAGGAGCAUCACAAGACAGCGUAUAUCGCAGCGUAUCAGAUUGUGUCGACGGUUUAAUUGCCGGGUUUGAUUGCAGCGUGUUUGCCUAGUAGGUUGCCAAGCUAACUACUGGUUGUGGUGCUAAGAUACACUUUUUCCGACCCUAAAAGUGGAUGAUGAAUGUUUUUCCGUUGUUUUAGUGGUCAAACAGGAACAGGGAAAACAUACACUAUGAGCGGGCUUCAGCGUGACGAAAGUGUUGAUAUCGACGUAGCGAGUCCUGUUCCAGUCAACAACGGAGUGGUUCCUAGAAGUGUCGAAAGACUCUUUGCCGAAAUAGAGCGCGAGAAGCGAGGAUCAGGUGGGACGUUAUUCAGCGUUUAUUGCUCUUUUAUCGAGAUUUACAAUGAGAAAAUAUUCGACAUCCUCUCACCAGAGGUAAUACCAGUGAACGGGAAUAAGUCACCGGAUGCCAAGGCUGUUGCAACAAAAGGGUCGACGACGCAGCGUGCUCGCUGGAACAGCUCGCUCAGCGCUAAGGAUGCAAAAGGUCUCCAAAUCCGGCAAAAGCUGGAUGGGUCAGUGUUUGUGGACGGCAUGACAUCGCGUAAUGUUACCAAUAAAGCUGAACUACUGCAAGCGUUUCGAGAGGGCUCACAACAUCGAGAGGUCCGAGAUAAUCUCUACAACCAAUUCAGCAGCCGAGGACACGCUGUAUUUCAAAUCACUCUCCGAAAGAUCCUCGCAAAUGAUGGAUCCAGCAAGAUAAACGCAAAAAAGACUCGUCUUUCAAGACUCUUCUUCGUGGAUCUAGCAGGAUCCGAGAAAUGGCACGUGAACGGGAGCGAUCUGACCGACAAGUAUGCGACCGAGCUGGCUUCAAUCAACAAGAGCUUAUCUGCGUUGACCAACUGCGUAAUGGCUCUUACGCAGAAAGAACGGUCACACGUCCCGUUUCGAGACUCCGUCUUGACACGAUUGCUCCAACCUUGCCUACAAGGAUCAGGGCGUACAGCGUUCAUCGUUACAAUCAGCCCAUCUAAAGCAUGUUUGGAGGAGUCUUUUGCCACAUUACGGUUUGCUGAGCGGCUGAAAGCUAUCCGUUGCCGCCCCGUUCGACGCAGCUUGUUUAGUAACGAAAUGCUUGGAGAACAGCGACUAUACUACGAGCGUCAAAUCCAGGCCAUGCGUGCUGAGGUCAAUCGUCUGCGAGAGCUGCUACGGAAAGCAAACCAGAAACCAAGCGAAGCAGCUGGUAGCUCCUCCAAUGCCGCGUUAGUGGAAGAAAAUCGACGUCUGAAGGAGUUGCUCCUGCAGGCAGAGCGGUCACGAAUUGACAGGAACGAGCGCAGCAAUAACAAAAAUGGUAAAACUAUCAUCGCUGGUGGAGCUAUCGUGAAAAUGUCACCCCAACAGUUUUCAGCGAGGCAGAUGCUCAAGCACACGUUAAGUAAGGGUGAAGAAGAGUCAAAUGUUACGCGACAGCUCCGUCAAGACCGCCAGAGGAACAACACGACAGAUCAACUCGUCGAUGACACAUCACACAACCAAAGAAAAAUGGGUGAUCAACCACGAGACCGGCUUACAACCCUUGAAAAUCAGCUUCAAUCAAAGGAGGCUCGCCUGAACUGGAUGCUGGAGGCGGAGAUGGAAGCUCAAAACGCUGGUGCUGGUAAAGCACCUCCCGAUGCUGCUGCAGUUGAUUCAGGAGAUCCUCUGCGGCCAACAGUUACCAGAUCCUGGGCUGUCGAGACAAGGCUGCGUCGACAACUUGUAGCGGUUCCACCACCAUUGCGCGACACACAGCCGGAUUCUGGAAGCGGAGAUCGUGAUGAAGAGAAGCUAAACAACCACGUAGAGACGAACAAUUCGGCUGCUAAUCAACGGAAAGCUGAGCCUGUUAAACGAAUCCUUCCUGUGCUUGUGGAGAGCCCGCCAGGUUCGUCACGAACAGAUCUUACUGUUGACCGGCACCUUGCAUCACGGCAACAUGUCAGACACUACACUCCAUCACCGCCAAGUGAAAGUCUCAGCCCAACUGAACAGAUCACCGCUGGAAACAGGAGAAACCGUGUUAACACAAUUGCUAGAUCGCAACCAACUGGCCGCUCGGAGCCCACAACCUCGAGUGAGCAGGUGAAGGCGUCAUCGAUCCUGAAGAUGGUCGGGUCUGGCUCAGGUGAUGCCUCAGGUAAAACUCGCGGGGAGAUCAUCGAGGAAUACAAACGUGUACGUCGAGUGGAACUGGAGGCGAUGAUGCGAACGAUGGUGCAAAAGUGAAAAAUCCCAAAGGUUUAGUAACAACCUGGAUACAAGUAAAAGAAAACUGCGGCUACGUUAUACCACAGAAGUCAGGAUUACCCCUGAGCGUGCUCUCUCACCUGAUACCUAGCUGGACACAUUCACAAUUGGAGGAAAAGGCUGUGUCUUGCUGACGACAAGGAUCUUCUUCGUGUGCGACAUAUAGCCCUUGAUGUAGCCCUUGAAAAUGAGGUUCGUGAGGACACACUCGAUCUCAUCCAUGCCCAUCGAGUGACCCGUAGCAACAUUCAACGCCAACUGGAAGUCUUGCAUUUGCAACUGGUGGCUCUGCUGGAUCAGAUAACUGCAAUAACAAAAGUUAGUGCGAGUAAUUCACUGUGUGCUCCUCUCAAGACAGCAUGACACGUACACUUUCUUGAAGAGAUUUCGUAGAACCAAGAGGCGGAGUUUCUCGAUCAAUAAAUACACGCCUUGCUGGAU
Molecule: messenger RNA, 3299 nt
Organism: Phytophthora nicotianae INRA-310
Lineage: Eukaryota; Oomycota; Peronosporomycetes; Peronosporales; Peronosporaceae
Exons: 10
Coding region: 738-2837 (699 amino acids)
Biological process (GO): microtubule-based movement
Cellular component (GO): microtubule; kinesin complex
Molecular function (GO): ATP binding; ATP hydrolysis activity; microtubule binding
Source: RefSeq, a predicted model, not a curated record